GGUCAUGUUGGAGGGUCUGCGAUAACUGUUUAGGGCUGACCCCUGGCACUCACUAUUAGUAACCCCUCUACAGUACAGUACCACCUUCUGUGACAGCUCCCGCCGCUCAACCAGCCUUGAAACGUCCUCAGGACUAUCCCCCAUUUCUUACUGGAUGACCGCUGACAAGUGCUCUCUUGCCAUUGGAUAGAUUCUCUGUCGCUCAACAGUAGGUUAGGUUGAGCGCUGGUCACCCCAGGCUCUGCAGGGAGAAGUGUGGACGGAGGAGCCGGGGCCCCGGGGACCGGGAGACAUAGGGGCCUCGGGAAGAUGGAAUAAACUGGGGGCCCUUUCACAGCCUUACACCCCUUCAUUCCCUCACAUAGCCUGUAGUGUCCAUUUCUGUGCAUGUUAUGAACGUGAGUGUGUCCAUUGUAUUUGUGUAGUGUGUACGGUUGUGCACUGUGUGUGACCAGCGUAGGGGCAUGGUGGGCAGAUUCUAGUUAUUUUAUUUGGUGAAGCGUUUGUGUGCUUUGUAUGGUGGGUGUAAUCCAGCGUCUCUGUAGUGUCUGCAUUCAGCUGUGCACAUUGGAUGUCAGGCAUAAAACGUGUGCUCACUGUCCCUCUCAUGAAGCCACGCUUAAGGCAUAUUUCCAUUGUGCACAGAAAAGGUAGUGUGAGUGACUGUACCGUGAUCUAUGUGUAUACUUUAUGCUAAGUACAGAUGUGACUGCAGUGUGUUUGUCUUUAAUUUGUGCAAAGUUUGUCUGUUUCUUCUGAAGGACACACUUUCUCCCCUUCCUUGAUAUGACCUUAUAGUAUACCCUUCCUUUGUUAUCCUUUUACCUGUUCUAUUGCUUUCUCCUGAUUGAUGGUGACCUGAAUACUUGCUCCCUGUUCCUGCCCCCCUGCUCUUCCACUCUGGAUACAUGAAGCGCUGCAAGUCAGACGAAUUGCACCCUGAGGAGGUGGGUGCACAAGAUGCUCCUUUGCCACCUACUGUUAUGGAAGUGCGAGGUUCAGACAGCCCAAUACCUGGGGAUCUGGGCUCUGCAGGAGCAGCUGUCAACCAGGCACCCCCUGUCAUCACCCGGAAUAAACCUCCUGACCUCAAGAAAAUCCAGCAGCUCUCUGAGGGAUCCAUGUUUGGACACGGACUGAAGCAUCUUUUCCACAGUCGUCGACGUUCGCGAGAACGAGAUCAUCAGACAACUUCAGAGCUCCCGGUUCCGUGGUCAGCCUCUGGUCCUCAAACUCCACAAACAACCACAGCUGCCCCCUUGUCCUCCUCAGACCACGACUCUGCAGAUGAAAAAGAGAGAUCUCCAGAAAUGCACCGAGUGUCUUACGCCGUCUCAUUGCAUGAUCUACCAGCACGUCCAACUGCCUUCAACCGUGUAUUGCAACAGAUACGCUCCCGUCCCUCUGUCAAAAGAGGCUCUGGCCAGCAUGGGGGCGGCCGCCGAAGCAAAAGCGGCCCCGGGGACACUGCUCAUCAUCACCAUCAUCAACAACUCCGUGGAGGAAGUCCUCACCUUCCCCGUCGCCCUCCCCCAAUGGAUGGUGGACUGGCUGCAGUGUUACACCAUCAUCAAGGCCGACCACGAUCUUCGUCCACCACUGAUGCUGCACUGUUAGCUGGAGGUGAUACUGCAGGAGCUGGAAGCUUUGCACAUGAGGACCAGGAUAAAGCAAUAGAUAAGGUGAUCCUGACCGCCGGGAUUCCGACAGCCGGCAAAUUAAACGGAUCCCAUUCCAAACUGCAAUUGGAUAAGGGGGACUUAAGUAGCCUAAGUCUCCCCCCCAGUACCCUUCAUGGCGGUUCAGAGGGGAACAUCAGCCUGGAAGUCCCCGAGGGGGCGCCAGAUCCACAGCGCACCAAGGCUGCAAUGGACCACCUACAUCAAAAGAUCCUCAAGAUCACAGAACAGAUCAAGAUUGAGCAGGAGGCCCGAGAUGAUAAUGUGGCAGAGUAUCUGAAACUGGCCAAUAACGCAGAUCGGCAGCAGGCCUCUCGCAUCAAACAGGUAUUUGAGAAGAAGAAUCAGAAGUCUGCACAGACCAUUGCUCAGCUGCACAAGAAGUUGGAACAUUACCACAAGAAACUGAAAGAAAUUGAGCAGAAUGGCAUAUCGCGACAGCCAAAGGAUGUCUUGAGGGACAUGCAGCAAGGACUGAAAGAUGUGGGAGCUAAUGUACGAGCAGGCAUUAGUGGCUUUGGUGGAGGAGUAGUUGAAGGUGUAAAGGGAGGACUUUCUGGCCUAUCUCAAGUCACCCACACAGCAGUGGUGUCAAAGCCCAGGGAAUUUGCCAGCCUUAUCCGCAACAAAUUUGGAAGUGCUGAUAACAUACCACAUCUGAAAGAUGGUAUGGAAGAGGAUGGUGAAGGCCAAGGGGGCUCAAGAGCACUGAGUGGCAGUGUCACUUUGGCACCGAGUCCCAAAUAUGGAAGUGAUGAUGAGUGCUCAAGUGCUACCUCUGGGUCAGCUGGGGCAGGAAGUAACUCUGGAGCUGGACCUGCAGGACCUGGUAGUCCAAGGUCUAACACUCUGGAUGGACAUCAUCAUGGCCAUCAUGGAGGUUUUGAUGCCAUCCUGGAGGAACUAUGUGAGAUAAAAGAUGGGCAGAGCCACCUUGAGGAUUCAAUGGAAGACUUGAAAUCACAGCUGCAGCGAGAUUAUAGCUACAUGACGCAGUGUCUUCAAGAGGAACGCUACAGGUAUGAACGACUGGAAGAGCAGCUUAAUGACCUGACAGAACUGCACCAGAAUGAGAUGACGUUGCUGAAGCAGGAGCUGGCCAGCAUGGAGGAGAAAGUUGCUUAUCAGUCGUAUGAGCGAGCUAGGGACAUUCAGGAAGCGGUGGAGUCUUGUCUCACCCGUAUCACUAAGCUCGAGUUGCAACAACAGCAACAACAGGUUGUGCAGCUGGAAGGGGUGGAAAAUGCCAAUGCUCGGGCUUUGCUAGGCAAGUUCAUCAACGUGCUGUUAGCCCUAAUGGCCGUUCUGCUAGUUUUUGUAUCUACUGCUGCCAGCUUCAUCACACCGCUGGUUAAAACACGAGUGCGCCUUUUGUCCUCCCUGCUCUUCCUGCUCUCACUGCUGACACUCUGGAGGCACUGGGAUUGUGUUACUUACUGUCUGGAACAUGUUCUCCUGCCCAGCUGAUUUCUUAUCCGUACAUUACUAACCUACAUCUAUGUCCCCUCUCUCCACUUCUGUGGAGGAUAACCUUGGCAGGAGAAACUGCCCAGCUCCACAUAUUUAUCUGGAUCUAUCCAUUUAUGCAUAUAUUGAUAUUCCUAUAUAGAGCUUUUUCUUAUUUAAAUGGGCAGCUAUUUGCCACUUAAGCACUUGACAUGAGGAGGGAAAGGAUGCAAGAGAAGGUGAUGGUUAUCUAUGAGUUGGUGCGGUGCAGAACAUGGCGUAACACUGAAAGUAUACGGCAGGACGUGUUUCUACAGCAUGUAAGGCAAAUGUGGUGCUUGUGUUACGACGUACAAGAAGUGACAGCUGUUGAGUGAGCAACUUUGGUACAAGAAUCUGCCUAUUAUUUCACGGGAGACUCUAAAAAGCUUGGGGAGAAGUGAUGAUCGCAGUGUAAUUGAGGUUGAACGCUUUGCAUGAUGGGAAGUCAACCCUUGCAAAGUUCUAAUAGUUUUGUAUGCAAUUCAUGGAUUAUGAGGAGCUGUAACACCUCUCCCUGUACCUACCCUCCUCUUGACUUUUAAUAUGAAAAGGUCUGUAUGGAUUUAUUUCUACAAUUGAAGAAUUGAUGUGCACAGAUGUUUAGCUGUGUGGGGAGUAGAAGGCGGUAAACGAAUCUCUAGAGUCAGUCUUUACCCUCUUCUCAUGUGUUGCUAUUUUUGCUAAGGUUCCAUAAUGAAAGUGGAGCCAGCAUUACAAACAUCAAUAGUACAUUGUUUACACAAAGAGAGGAGCUGAAGACACCAUUUGUUUCAAGGAUUAAUUUAUUCUAAAUGAAAUGCAAUAAUUAUGACAUGCUUUGGAGGUUAUACAUUAGUUUGUAUUGCACCAGUGGCCUCUCUGCAAGCACACAACAGCUGCCCUAUGAAUUAUGCUUUCUUACUGAUAUAGCAGCUUGGCCCAUAUGCCAUUAAGUACAGUAUUUAGGGAGAGGUUUAAAGAAUUGCAUUUUAGGUAUUUAUUUAUUCCCGACACACACACUUGCCUAUUAUAAGCUAAAACGCUCUGUAUAUUUAUUUAUUUAUUUAUUUGCAUAGGAUAAUAGAUAAAAGUGAACCUGUGUCCUAUACCCAGUGCACCUCAUUUACGAAGCGCACCAUAAAAUGCAGAUAGUCAGACCGUAGUCAUGCCAACUCUCUGCUCUUAACUAGAAGUGUGUCUGAGUGUGCGGAGAAGUGAAGAAAUCGGUAGGGGUGAACAUCAGAGUAGAACAUUGCACCACUAAAGAGCUGCCCAUUUCAUUAAAUAUGACUUUUAUAUGUUGCCUUUAUAAUUGAGCCUUAUUUGUGAGCUUAAUUAAUCACGAGAGUGAGGGGAUAACAGCACUGCCUUUAUUACAUGUGGCACUCUUAUGUGCUUUCAUUUAUAUUGGGCAAAGUUCAUCUAGAAAUGUGCGUCAUCACUGAUGUGCAACUGUAAGGUGCUACGCGCGUCCCAUUUUGAAGGGCUCAUUCACACCUAUCUGCUGUUAAUGCAUUUUUCAUUCGUUAAUGCCUAAAGAGGCGCAUUUCAAAUAGGAUGAAUGGUUUCUUUUGGGCUCGUGCCCACCACUGUGUUCUAAAUUUAAAUUUUGUGUUUAUACAUGCACUAAUGUGCACAGGAAUUGUGAUAUAUUGCAUUGGCUAUAUGGCAGUAAAAAUGUUUUAUUAAAUACAGGUAUGUCAAAGGCGUUUUAAUAUUCAUGUGUUUUUAUCUGUUUUUCUAGUCCAUAUGUGUGAACGAGCCCAAACAGUAGAGAACUGAACUAGACACCUAUUUCAUACUUUUCAAGGAAUAACCUUGCAUUGCUCAACACCUCUCAUCACCUAAUGCAAAUGUCUACUACUUCGCAAACACAGCCAUCUUGCUUGGCAAACCCAUGCACUUUGGCGGAAAUCUAAGCGCACUUGAGUAAUUGAGGCACGCGCCACCACCAUAGAAGGCUUUUUAAGGCCCAGUGGUGGCAAACUUUUUGUGGGCUAAACCAGUUUCCAUCUUACCAAUUGACUAGCGAUUCUACCCAUAACAGAAGCAUGCCUCAUGCCUGUAUUAUGUAAUUUCCUAGUAAAAUGAUAUGAUGAAUGCUCUUGUUCAGACAACAAAAUUUCUGCUCCCACUGUGAGUACCCAUCAGGUAUUCUCUAAGCAGUCAUUUCUGGCUUUGUUGGAAUGUAAAUGGCAGCACAAUUACUUUGUGUUUGUUACUUAGUCAUCUAACUUCUUUUUUUCUUUUCUAGUUCUGCUAUAAUGCAUUGACCAGUGCACAGGUAAAAAAAGGAUUUAAAAACUUUAAAUAGCCAAAUAAUUACAAACAACAUAAACACUCCACAUGACAUUGGUUUAAUCCACUGUGUUUUAGAUGAUAUUUUUUACCAGAAGUAUUACAUUUAUAUAUUUAGAGAGACAGAGGUCUUCCCCGUUAAUUUAUGUGUACAUAUCAUAAAUCUGGCUUUCUAUAGCAAGAGUGACAUUUUACGUGUGUGUUUUGGUAAUGUUUGGGAGGACAAGUUUACAUCUUUUUCCCAGUCCCUCCUCCCAUUUCAUGUAACAGCGCGGAUCACAAGGCAAAGAUUGUGUGUUACAUUCUCUUGCUUCUGUGUGAAAAUAAAAUGUACACAUUUAAAAACU
Pseudophryne corroboree (corroboree frog) is the source of this 5791-nucleotide messenger RNA. RefSeq names its product transmembrane and coiled-coil domain family 2 (gene TMCC2). Gene Ontology annotation, cellular component: endomembrane system. Gene Ontology annotation, biological process: amyloid precursor protein metabolic process. The record is from RefSeq and is a predicted model, not a curated record. The transcript has 7 exons. Lineage: Eukaryota; Metazoa; Chordata; Amphibia; Anura; Myobatrachidae. Bases 909 to 3146 code for a protein of 745 amino acids.